Messenger RNA from Oxyura jamaicensis (ruddy duck), 1921 nucleotides. RefSeq names its product alpha-1,6-mannosyl-glycoprotein 2-beta-N-acetylglucosaminyltransferase (gene MGAT2). Bases 4 to 1383 code for a protein of 459 amino acids. The transcript is spliced from 2 exons. The record is from RefSeq and is a predicted model, not a curated record. NCBI's taxonomy places the organism in Eukaryota, Metazoa, Chordata, Aves, Anseriformes, Anatidae. Gene Ontology annotation, biological process: oligosaccharide biosynthetic process; protein N-linked glycosylation. Gene Ontology annotation, cellular component: Golgi membrane; Golgi stack. Gene Ontology annotation, molecular function: alpha-1,6-mannosylglycoprotein 2-beta-N-acetylglucosaminyltransferase activity.
CAAAUGGCGCCGGCGGCGGCGGCGGCCGCCGGCGGCGGGUGGCGGAGGAGGAUGAGGCUGCGGAUCUACAAGCGCAAGGUGCUGCUGCUGGCGCUGGCGCUGGCGGCCUGCGCGCUGGUGCUUUGGAGCGGAGGGCGGCGGAGGCAGCAGCGGGGCGGCACCGGGGAACCGCCGCGGGCGAGCGAGCCGCCGCCGCCGCCUCCUCCGCCGCCGCCUCGCCGCCCCGCCGCCAACGCCUCGGCCUCGGCCGCCCCCCAGCUCGUCCCGCUGCCCGCCGAGAACGAGACGCGGAGCUACCGCUCGCUCGUCUACCGGCUGAACUUCGACCAGCCGCUGAGCAACGCGGGGCGCUUCCCGGCCCGAGGUGCCGGUGCCGGUGCCGCCGACGUGGUGCUGGUGGUGCAGGUGCACGAUCGAGCCGAGCACCUGCGGCUGCUGCUCGAGUCGCUGCGGCGGGCGGCGGGCGUGGAGAACGUGCUGCUGGUGCUGAGCCACGACCUGUGGGCCGAGGAGCUGAACCGGCUGGCGGCCGGCGUGGACUUCUGCCCGGUGCUGCAGGUCUUCUUCCCCUUCAGCAUCCAGCUCUACCCCCGCGAGUUCCCCGGCCACGACCCCCGCGACUGCCCCCGCGACGUGGGCAAGGCGGCGGCCCUGCGGCUGGGCUGCAUCAACGCCGAGUACCCCGACUCCUUCGGGCACUACCGCGAGGCCCGCUUCUCGCAGACCAAGCACCACUGGUGGUGGAAGCUGCACUUCGUCUGGGAGCGGGUGCGGGCGCUGCGAGAGCACGCCGGGCCCGUCGUCUUUCUGGAGGAGGACCACUACCUGGCGCCCGACUUCUACCACGUCCUCAAAAAGCUGUGGGCGCUGCGCGAGCGCGAGUGCCCCGAGUGCCAGAUCGUCUCGCUGGGCACCUACAGCCCCGUGCGUGGCGGCUUCGCCGGCCGCGCCGACAAGGUGGAAAUGAAGACGUGGAAGUCCACCGAGCACAACAUGGGCAUGGCCUUUGGCAGAGACACCUACCAGAAGCUCAUCGAGUGCACGGACGCCUUCUGCACCUACGAUGACUACAACUGGGACUGGACUCUGCAGCACUUGACUGUCUCCUGUCUUCCAAAGUUCUGGAAAGUGCUGGUCCCCGAAAUCCCCAGGAUUUUCCACACGGGGGACUGUGGCAUGCACCACAAGAAAUCCUGCAGACCGUCCACCCAGAGUGCCAAAAUCGACUCUCUCUUGAACAGCAACCGACAGUACCUGUUCCCCGAAGCCAUGAGUAUCAGUAAAAGGUACUCCAUGGCACCCCUGUCCCCCCACGUGAAAAACGGAGGCUGGGGGGACAUUCGGGACCACGAACUCUGUAAGAGUUACCGCAGACUUCAGUGAGGAUCGCGCUCGCAGCCUUUUUCUUUCUGAAUUGCUCCAUACUGUCUUUUACAGGCACACACAUGUAUAAAAGCAUUUAUGGGUUGGUUUCUGCUUUAAUAUGAAUAAACGUUCUUGUAAAAGGCGUCCCACGAUGGUCAUCUUUCAUGUUCGGCCACCAGCCUUCAGAGACGGGCGGCUUGCUGCCGCUGGGCCGCUCGGAGCAGCCUCGACACCCGUGCGCAGAAGGCGGCCGUCGCUGUCUUACUGGGAGGAGGAGGAAAUAACUUACCUAAGUGCAUCCCUCCGGGUGCUCACAGUGUGCUUUUUGUUCCUUUUUCCCCCGACGUGCCCUUGGUGCAGCGUGGAAGGGGCAGCGCGUGGUGAGGAGCGAGCGGACUGAGCCUCCCCGCGGCCCUCGGUACCUGCGUCCCGGUUGGUUUGCGAUGUGUUGAUGAAUAUAUGAAGGAAAAAAGAAAUCAUUGUUUUUACUACAAUGUAGAUAAAUAUAUACGAUUUUUUUAGUUCUGCCAAAAUAAAAUUCUGUUGUUUUGUAAUA